Molecule: messenger RNA, 2626 nt
Organism: Cuculus canorus (common cuckoo)
Lineage: Eukaryota; Metazoa; Chordata; Aves; Cuculiformes; Cuculidae
Product: melanin-concentrating hormone receptor 1
Exons: 2
Coding region: 376-1482 (368 amino acids)
Biological process (GO): neuropeptide signaling pathway
Cellular component (GO): membrane; neuron projection
Molecular function (GO): neuropeptide binding; melanin-concentrating hormone receptor activity
Source: RefSeq, a predicted model, not a curated record
ACAAGUGAAGUGACUCAGGUUGGAACUGUAGUUGGAGGGGUCAGAGGGUCAAAACGACAGCGUUUUUAGUAAUUUGGUGCCUCGACAUCCCCCAUCCCCACCGGUGGGGAUGUGCCCGUGACUCAGGGACGGAAAACACACGUGUCUGCGAGAUACACGCCGAAUGCGGGAGACCGGAGCUAUUUAACGGGCAGAACCCGCUACUCCUCUCGUGCUGACGACAGCGAGAGCCGGAGGGGCUGCAGCCCUGCCCACCCCCGCUCGAGCCGGGGAUGCUCUGAGCGGAGCCGCAGCCCUGCUCGCCGGUGGCGGGGGAAGGGGACCCCUCGCACCGGGGGGACUCGCCCAACUUCCUCCGUGCCUUCCCUCGCUGCCAUGGCCAUCGCCAACUCCUCCCGCAACUUCUCGGCGUCGGGGGCUCGGAACGGCUCGGUAUCAGAGAAGCCAGCACCGUACACCAAUGUGAUCAUGCCCAGCCUCUUCAGCAUCAUCUGUUUCCUGGGCAUUGUGGGGAACCUCAUUGUCAUCUACACUAUCGUCAAGAAGAAAAAGCUGAGAUGCAAACAGACUGUUCCUGACAUUUUCAUCUUCAACCUCUCCAUUGUGGACCUCCUCUUCCUCUUAGGCAUGCCUUUCCUCAUCCACCAGCUCCUAGGCAAUGGCUCAUGGUACUUUGGAGCUCCCCUAUGCACCAUCAUCACUGCCUUGGACACCAACAGUCAGAUCACCAGCACCAACAUCCUUACAGUGAUGACACUGGACCGUUACCUGGCGACAGUCUACCCUCUAAAAUCUACCUAUGUCCGGACCCCAUGUGUUGCUGCUCUAGUUAUCUGCUUGGUGUGGCUCCUCUCCUUCCUGACCAUCAUUCCCGUGUGGAUGUAUGCAGGUCUAAUGCCUCUGGAGGAUGGGACUGUCCGCUGUGCUCUCUUGCUUCCCAACCCAGAGACAGAUAUCUACUGGUUUACCCUCUAUCAGUUCAUGCUAGCAUUUGCUGUGCCAUUGAUUGUGAUCUGUGUGGUCUAUUUUAAGAUCCUCCAGCACAUGGCCACCACUGUGGUCCCAUUGCCCCAAAGGAGCCUCCGGGUACGUACCAAGAAAGUCACCCGUAUGGCAGUUGCCAUCUGCUCUGCUUUUUUUAUUUGCUGGGCUCCCUUCUACAUCCUCCAGCUGGUUCACCUCGGCAUCGACACCCCGUCCAUGGCCUUCUUUUAUGCCUACAACUUUGCCAUUAGCUUGGGCUACGCCAACAGUUGCCUCAACCCCUUCCUCUACAUCGCCCUCAGCGAGACCUUCAAGCGCCAGUUCUUGGUGGCCAUCUGCCCUGCAAAAGAGCCAUGUCACAAUGGCAGCUCUGUCAACAACAACAGCAUGACAGAGGCCAGCGUGUGUCUAAAGCUGGCACCAGAAUCCACCCAGCAGACUCAGUUUCUGGAGGACUUUUCCCCGCGUUCGCUGCCUGUGACUGUGGCUGUUCACUAGGGCACUCCAAAGUGACCGUAGCAAAAAGCCUUCAGAUCCGUAAGUCAGAGGAGAAGCAGCAGCUUCAGGCAAUUCUUGGUGAAGCACACGAACUACAAGCUUCCACCUCCAAGAGUCCAGGUGCUUUCUUUUUUCACUGCAGGCCACUGCUCCUUCACUGCCCUUGGCCUGUGAAACGCUGCAGGCUGCUGCUCUUCUCCACUCUUGCACAGGAGGAAAUCCAUCACACAAGGCACCAGGACCCCAAAGAGGAUGGGUGAAAAACAGAGAGAAGAUGGAAAGAACGUUUGAAGGGGGAAUGUUCACCCUGGAGAGUAAAAACUCUAUCACCAACACUGCCUGGUGAUCCCCUGCCUCUUGGCCUGGCCGGGACUCCUAAGCAGCAUCCCAAUACAGAGCUUCUUCAUUCAGAACUUGAGCAUUUGACACAUAACGUAAUAUAUUUAUUUUUGGUAAGGACCUGUGAAAUUCAAUGGCUCUGCUCAUAUCCUAGAAGCAAACAGCAGAGAGAUCUUGGGGCCAGAAGUCUCACCUAGGUCUGCCACUUGGCCUUUUGCUCCAGCCCACCUGCCUUCCCUGGGCUGCAGUGUUUGGCAACCAAGCUAUUUUCAAGAACUGGCUAAUUUUGAUGCUAAUUCUAUGUAUUUCAAGAAAAUCAGGCACAUAAUUCCGCUGCUUCCAGGGACUGCUGCUAACACCAGCUUUGUGGCUUUUCAUGCUAAUGAGCCCAUUUCCACGCCGCGCGUUCCUCACGCUGCUCAUGUUCCUCGCUCUCUGCAUGGCCAUCGGGGAGCCGGGCAGAGGAGUUUAAACAUGACUGAAAACACAAUGCACAGAGCGAGGAGCUGUGAAAAGGCAGCUCAGAGGAAGCAGAGUUACUUACGCAGUUUCCUCAAAAUAACAAAUGCUUCACAAAGUUAAGAGGGAAAAUUACAUGUCUGUGUUUUGUAUAGGUGGCUUUAACAGUCGGAGAUUAGGAAAUAAUUUUGCUCAUUACAAAGACCAAACGAGAGACAGCACAAAUCAGCUGAACGCGGGGGAUUAGACCGAUAGUCUGCACAGGGCUCCCGAGGAAGCAUGCGGGCAUUGUUCAACGCUUUGUCAGACAUGAAGGAACUGGUUACUGUAGAUUAAUUUAAUUUAA